AUGCGGUUCACGGCGGGGGGCUCGACGACGCGGUCCUGGCAGCCGACGGCGGCGGGGGCGGACACCACGGACCUGCACUUCUGGCUGCAGUGGCGGGUGGCCGUGUGCGGGCUCUGGGUGCUCUGCUGCGUCGUCGCAGCGGCCUACCUCAUCUGGCGCCACGAGGGGCCCGGCUCGCACCGCCGCCCGGGCGGCGCCGUCGACAAGGAGCGGAGGAAUAGGAGGCCCGACGGGCUGCUGUACGACGACGAGGCGUGGCGGCCCUGCCUACGGGACAUCCACCCGGCCUGGCUCCUCGCCUACAGGCUCGUCUCCUUCUUCGUCCUCUUCAGCCUCCUCAUCGUCAUCGUCAUCUCCGAUGGCGGCAGCAUCUUCUACUACUACACGCAGUGGACCUUCAUGCUGGUGACGAUUUACUUCGGGCUUGCCACGGCGCUGUCAAUAUACGGAUGCAGCAAAUUUUCUGACUGGAAUGCCGUUGCGGCGGCGACGGACACCGAGCUGGGGCCCUACGCCGACCACGGAGCUGGCAAUAAACCAACCGCCGAUGAAGAGGAUGACGGCACGAGAGAAAUCGCUGGAUUCUGGGGGUACCUGCUCCAGAUCAUUUACCAGACAAACGCAGGAGCUGUGAUGCUUACAGAUUGUGUGUUUUGGUUCAUCAUUUUCCCAUUCCUUACUGUCAAAGAUUACAGCAUGAAUUUUUUACUGAUAGGAAUGCACUCGGUCAACGCUGUUUUCCUGCUCGGCGAAGCGUCCCUAAAUAGCCUGCGCUUCCCAUGGUUCCGGAUUGCAUAUUUCUUCCUAUGGACUGCACUUUAUGUCGUAUUCCAGUGGAUUGUCCAUGCAUCAACCCCAAUCUGGUGGCCCUACCCAUUUCUCGACCUCUCAGCUAAUCUGGCACCUUUGUGGUACUUUGCGGUAGCAUUCAUGCAAUUACCGUGCUACGUGAUCUUCAGACUGGUGAUGAACCUGAAACACAACCUUCUCUCUAAGCAUUUCUCAGGCAGCACAGUAGUAAGAGACUAGCAUCAUGGGAUGAACAAGCAUAUGGCAUCUUAUUCCUCCGGCCCUCCAUUACAAACAACUUAUACAGAAAGGCAACACGAAUUUGUCAUGGAGAAGCAACCAAAUAAUGGUGGCGAGGAGUAGAGUCCCUUGCGCUUAAUUUCUUACGCUGGUGCAUGCAUCUCCAAAAUGAAAGGAAAACAGAGCAUGCGCGUGCGUUUAUACCGGAAUAAUUUGGUGUAAGUAAAAUGAGGGGGUCAUAGAUUCGUAAGAAGAGUUUUUGCAGUAACUGCAACCGAAAGAAAAAUAUUGGGAUUGUGUACAUACAGCUUGGUUGAUUGGUUG
Lolium rigidum is the source of this 1353-nucleotide messenger RNA. RefSeq lists its product as uncharacterized. NCBI's taxonomy places the organism in Eukaryota, Viridiplantae, Streptophyta, Magnoliopsida, Poales, Poaceae. The transcript has 8 exons. Bases 1 to 1029 code for a protein of 342 amino acids. The record is from RefSeq and is a predicted model, not a curated record. Gene Ontology annotation, cellular component: membrane.